Molecule: messenger RNA, 576 nt
Organism: Strongylus vulgaris
Lineage: Eukaryota; Metazoa; Nematoda; Chromadorea; Rhabditida; Strongylidae
Source: the annotation of a GenBank genome assembly
AUGAAGUUCGAAAGAAUCGGCAAGAGCGUGCUGUUCAGCAAUAUAUUCAGGUUUGAUCCAGCUACUAAUCAGUGGUCUUGCGAUGUUGCACCCACUUCAACUUGUCGAACGUCAGUCGGUGUAGCCGUUUUAGAUGGUUUUCUCUACGCUGUAGGAGGCCAGGAUGGGAUUAAUUGCUUGGACGUCGUUGAACGUUAUGAUGCUCGACGAAACGAAUGGACUUGUGUAGCACCUAUGGGAACCCGCCGAUUAGGAGUAUCUGUUUCAGUUUUGAACGGUUGUUUAUACGCCGUAGGAGGAUCGGAUGGACAGUCGCCGCUUAACACAGUGGAAAGGAAACAUUUGGGUUCAGCUGUUUUCGAUGGUCACUUGUACGCAGUGGGAGGUCGAGACGACUCUUGUGAGCUGAGUUCUGCUGAGAAAUACAAUCCGGUAACGAAUGAAUGGACGGCAGUAGUUGCAAUGAACAACAGAAGAUCGGGGGUGGGUCUCGCUGUGGUUAAUGAACGCAUGUACGCAGUAGGAGGCUUUGACGGAACUACAUACCUCAAAACUGCCGAGGUUUUUGAUCCAGAA